AUGGCUGACAAUGAUUUCCCAAGUUUUGAUUUGAACGAUGAAUAUUGUUAUACUUUAAUAUUGAGAAGGUGUUCAAAGUUAUUGACAACGUCUCUUGAUGCUUUACCUGAUUUUCAAGAUUACAUUUUGAAGGGGUUUGAUAUUUCCAAACUUAAGAUUCCUGCAGCUACUAAUGGUGAGUUGAUAAAUUUAAUGAUAUACUUAUCAGAGGAUGAAUUACUAACGAAACCUCUUUCAUUCAGCUGCUUAUGA
This is a messenger RNA of Hansenula ciferrii, 252 nucleotides long. RefSeq lists its product as uncharacterized. NCBI's taxonomy places the organism in Eukaryota, Fungi, Ascomycota, Saccharomycetes, Phaffomycetales, Wickerhamomycetaceae. The record is from RefSeq and is a predicted model, not a curated record. The coding region runs from base 1 to 252 and encodes 83 amino acids. The transcript has a single exon.